GGUGGUGGUGGGGGGGUCCACAGCGCAGAGCAGGCGCGGUGAACGAGCGCCGGGCGGGAGCGCGCGCAUAGGAAGGAAGCGAAGGAAGGAGCUGAGGCAGAUCAGUCGCCAGCGGAGCCCAAGACAGCGGAUGAACGGAUCCGAGCGUGUGUGUCGCCCUUGUCCAUUUUUACAGCAGCUUGAAAGCAGCGUCCGGCAGCCCGAAACCUGCCCGAAAAUGAUGCUCAAACUCGUCCUUCUCCUCGGGGUGCUCGUCUGCGGCAGCAAAGCCGCCCUGCAGGUGUCCAUUUCCUUGAACAAAGUGGAACUGAGUGUGGGAGAGUCCAAGUUCUUCAUCUGCACAGCUAUUGGUGAGCCAGUGAGGCUGGAGUGGUACAACCCCCAGGGCGAGCGCAUUGUGCCUUCCAAGCGAAUGGCACUCCACACGGAGACGUCACGAUCCAGGCUCAUCAUUUACAACGCCAUCAUCGAGGACGCGGGUAUCUACCGCUGCCAGGCCACUGAUGCCAGCGGUCACACCGAGGAGGCCUCGGUCGUGCUGGAGAUCUACCAGAGGCUGACGUUUCGGGAUGUUCAGUCACCGCAGGAGUUCCGCCAUGGCGAGACGGCGGAGGUGGUGUGUGAUGUCAUCAGUUCGCCGGUGCCCGUGGUGGUGUGGUACUACCAGGACAAAGAGAUCACCGAGGAGCACCACAGCAGGUUCCAGGUGCUGGCAAACAACAACCUGCAGAUCCAUCAGGUGACCAAGGCUGACGAGGGUGUGUACCGCUGCGAGGCCAGCGUCGAGGCCCGUGGCGAGAUCGAUUUUGUGGACAUCGCAGUGGUUGUCAACGUCCCGCCGGUGUUGUCAGUGUUCCAGCAGUCCUUCAAUGCCACAGCUGACUACCAGGAAUCAGUCACCUUUGCUUGCAUCACCUCUGGAUCUCCUGACCCCGUGGUCACAUGGCACAGGAAAGGGCAGCAGCUGGGGCCAUCAGAGCAGUACAUUUUCAACAGGCUGGAGGGCGGACGCAGCAUGUUAACCAUCCGCAACAUCCGACAGGACGACGGGGGUACCUACGCUUGCAAGGCCACCAACAAGGCAGGAUCUCAGGAAAGGGAGCUCUUCCUCAAAGUGUUUGUCCAGCCCCACAUCACCCAGCUGAAAAAUGUGACAGCCGUAGAGGGCAGCGCCGCCAUGAUCUCCUGUGUGGCUGACGGCGAGCCUCUGCCCGACAUUUCCUGGAGGAGAGCCAGCGACGGCCAGACCUUCGUGGACGGAGACAAGAGUCUUGACGGGCGUUUCGAAGUCCGCGGCCGUCACGGCAAGUCAGUGUUGACCAUUAGUGGCGUGAGACUCACCGACUUGGGUCGAUUUGACUGCGAAGCACUCAGCAGGAUCGGAGGUCAUCAGAAGAGCAUGUUCCUGGACAUUGAGUACAUACCAAAGUUCCUGACCAACCACACCAUCUACUACUCGUGGGAGGGAAACCCGGUGAACAUAAGCUGUGAUGUGAUGUCCAACCCUCCUGCCACCAUGUUGUGGAGGAGAGAGCGCUUCACCAUCUCGGCAGAGGGAACUGCCAACACGCGGGUACACAGUGCAGAGGGCAAGUCUGUGCUGGAGGUGACUCCCAUGUCGGACAGGGACUUUGGCCGCUACAACUGCACAGCCAGGAACAACAUCGGAGUUCGAUACCAGGAGUUCAUCCUAGCCCAAGCAGACGUGCCAUCAAAUCCAUACUCGGUGCGUCUGUCAGCCGUCUCCCAGCGCUUGGCCACUGUCACCUUCAUGAAGCCCGACUCGCAUGGCGGCGUGCCCAUCAGCUACUACCUGGUCCAGUACAAGGAGGUUGGCUCACAGGACUGGAGGGACGUCAAGUCACACAGUGUUCAAACGACGGUGGUGCUGACAGGUCUGGAGCCCAACACGACGUAUGAGGUUCGAGUGGCAGCUGUCAACGGAAAGGGUCAGGGAGAGUUCAGCCACACGGAGACCUUCCAGACUUUACCCAUCCGAGAGCCGAGUCCACCAGCAGUCCACGGGCAGAGAGGAAUGGGCAAGGCCUACAGGCUGGGGCUGGUCAAGCAGGAUGAUGGAGGGAUGCCCAUCGUGGAGUAUAUAGUCAAGUAUAAGACUGAUAAAGAGGAGCAGUGGAUGACCAAACUAGUCCCAGGAGCGAAUGACUUUGCGAUGCUGCAGCCGCUGCAGUGGAACACAAGAUACGAGGUGGAAAUCACGGCGCGCAACGUCAAGGGUCUGUCAGAGCCCACUUUCUAUCAGUUCUUCAUGCCACAGAAGCCUGACAUUACAGCAGAAUCCCUGUUCAGCGGCCUGGGCCUGGGGGCGGUGGUGGGCCUUGGCCUGGGAGCGCUGCUGCUGCUCCUGGUGCUGGUGGAUGUCAGCUGCUUCUUCCUGCGUCACUGCGGUCUGCUGAUGUGCAUCACGCGCACGCUGUGCAGCAAGAAGACGGCCACCAGCGGCAAGGGCAAAGAAAUCGAGGAGGGCAAGGCUGCCUAUCUGAAGCUACCGCUGAAGGAAGAAAAUGGAAAAGAGUCUCUCAAGCCGGAUACGAUUGAAAUCAAAGUGCACAGUGACAACAGCAUCCACACAAAGCCCGAUGACAGCAAAGCGUAAAAGGGUCGGUCCCCUUGUCACCAAAAGAACAUUCGGAUCCCGAGACCAAAACCCAGAGAAACUACAAUACUGGAAAAUAGUGGAGUGAAAUACCAUAUCUGUUUAUAACAAUGCCCCUGUGAAAGGCAUGUGUAAAUACAAAUAAUAGGAAGAAAAUAGAAAGAGAGAAAGGGUCAACCUUUUAGACACCCUGAGUGAUAAAUGUAUCAUGUUCUUAAAAACAUGGCGUCAGUGGAAAGCUUGUUGAUCAACGAUUGUACUUUAUUUGUCUCACUUUCUGUUGUGUCCGCUCAUAACUGUCGUCUCUCCGGCCAGCUAUCCUUUCCUGUUCGUUUUCUUGCUCUUCAACCCGCAUAAGACUUCACGUCUCCAGCCCCGACUUAUGACUUCCUCCCACGAACCCACACCAAGUGCAAGCAAAGCUACCAUGCUAGUGUGCCCCCAAGCUCACGCCGCUAAUGCUCUUUUUGUCAGAGCGAACGCACGGGCCGACUCUCACCGCGGGAUAUCACAACGUUUCCAACCCAAUCGCCUGUUUCCAUGCCUGAGUGUCACACUACAGCAACCCUUUUAUGCCUUUAAUAACCGAGCCGAGGCAAAUGCUGAAGCAUUGUGUAUCGAGCUGGCUUCAGUAACAUAAAAGGUAAAACCACUCUUAAUGAGAUUUCGAGGGUGAUGACUCACGGUUCUUACGAGAGGCAUUUGUUUUCUGUAAAACAUCAAGGGUGAAAAUUGUGCAAAACAGCCUCUGAUCAUUAUUCCUUAAGAGGAAUUAGGUCUUGAUAUCUGAUGAAUAAUGUUAUCUGAAGGGCUAUUGUGGAUCAUUGUUCGUGCUGCAGGAAAACAAACAAACAGAAAGAAUGUGUUGCCGUCUAUGAAAUAUUCACUAUAAUACCACACAUGUGCACUGAUGUCAUCGUUAGCAAAGCCUUUUUAUAUCGACACUGAAUAUUGUUGACACUCUUCAACCAUCUCAUUCUUGAACAAUGUAUGUUUUAUUCAUCUGUGUGCAAACCGCCCAGGAAGCACAGCACAGCGUGCUGUUGGUUAGGAGGCUGACUGCACUGUGGGCUCACGCGAGCUUCGCUUUGGCUUGACUUGGUGAUAAAAUAAUGUGUCACAAGGUGUCCUCCACAAAUGCCCUGAAUGGUGUCACGUAAUUGUUGCUAUGUGUAGGAAAAGCAGACUCAAGGCAUGGGAACAAACGAGCGAAGCUACGCUGACGAGAACUAAAUCAACGUGUGUGUGUCGUGUGUGUUUUUAACUGAUUCCUUCACUCAUUCCCAUCUCAGAUCUGCCUCAGAUGAUUUUUUUUUCUAUUGUUUCCGAUCGCUAUUCUCUCUGAUGUUGUCAUGUGUUGUACAUAGGUGGGAAAAAAAAAGAAUAUUUUACAAAGCUUUUAUGUAAAUAUACCCUAAAGGAUGUGUCUUUUUUUCAAAAUGCAACAGGCUUGGCUUUUCUUUGUGAACGCUCCGCACAUGAAAAGGUGUUUUGUUUUUUCUUUUCUUCCUUUCUUCUUCCUCCUCCUUCUGUUGUGUUUUGGUCAGUGAUGGUGUAAUAUUGCUUUUCCUAGUCAUUUGCUUUCCUUACAGCAAAUCCAUGCCCUAAGGCUAUUUCACAGCAUUUCAGUGGAAGCAGUAAUUACGGCAUUAGUGUGCCUUUGUUUUUUUUUUCCUUCCCUCCUUGUGGCCCAGUGCUGCUGCAGCAGUGCAGACCAUCAAAUGAGUUUUUGUU
Molecule: messenger RNA, 4351 nt
Organism: Scatophagus argus
Lineage: Eukaryota; Metazoa; Chordata; Actinopteri; Scatophagidae
Product: neural cell adhesion molecule 2-like
Exons: 17
Coding region: 131-2617 (828 amino acids)
Biological process (GO): cell adhesion
Cellular component (GO): membrane
Molecular function (GO): protein binding
Source: RefSeq, a predicted model, not a curated record